AUGGCCCUGCUGCCGCGGGCGCUGAGCGCGAGCGCGAGGCUCGGCCUGCGGCGCCCGUGCCCGCGCGCCCUCUCCCGCGCCAUGGCGUGCAGGCAGGAGCCGCAGCCCCAGCGCCCGCCGCCCGGCGCCGACGCGUGCUACGACUACCUGGUGAUCGGCGGCGGCUCGGGCGGGCUGGCCAGCGCGCGCCGGGCGGCGGAGCUCGGCGCCAGGGCCGCCGUGGUCGAGGGCCACAAGCUGGGCGGCACUUGCGUGAAUGUUGGAUGUGUACCCAAAAAGGUAAUGUGGAACACAGCCGUGCACUCUGAGGUCAUGCAUGAUCAUAUUGAUUAUGGCUUUCAAAGUUGUGAGAGUAAAUUCAAUUGGCGGGUUAUAAAGGAGAAGCGAGAUGCCUAUGUGAGCCGUCUGAAUACCAUCUAUGAAAACAAUCUAACCAAGGCCCACAUAGAGAUCAUCCACGGAUAUGCAACAUUUGCAGAUGGUUCACAGCCCACAGUUGAGGUCAAUGGGAAAAAAUACACUGCUCCUCACAUCCUGAUUGCCACAGGCGGUGUGCCCUCAUGCCCCCAAGAGAGCCAGAUCCCUGGUGCCAGCCUAGGAAUAACCAGUGAUGGGUUUUUCCAGCUGGAAGACCUGCCUAGCCGUAGUGUCAUUGUAGGUGCCGGUUACAUUGCCGUGGAGAUAGCUGGGAUCCUCUCUGCCCUGGGUUCUAAGACGUCCCUUAUGAUACGGCAUGAUAAGGUCCUUAGAAACUUCGACUCAUUGAUCAGUUCCAACUGCACUGAAGAGCUGGAGAAUGCUGGCGUGGAGGUGCUGAAGUUCUCCCAGGUUAAGGAAGUUAAAAAGACAUCCUCUGGGUUGGAACUAAGUAUGGUUACUGCAGUUCCUGGUAGGAAACCCACCAUGACAACCAUUCCAGAUGUUGACUGCCUGCUGUGGGCCAUCGGGCGGAAUCCAAAUUCCAGGGGCCUGAAUUUAAACAAACUGGGGAUUCAAACUGAUGAGAAAGGCCAUAUCAUAGUAGAUGAAUUCCAGAACACCAGCGUCAAGGGCAUCUAUGCCGUUGGGGAUGUCUGUGGAAAAGCACUUCUUACUCCAGUGGCAAUAGCUGCUGGCAGGAAACUUGCUCACAGACUUUUUGAAUGCAAAAAAGAUUCCAAAUUAGACUAUGACAACAUCCCUACCGUGGUCUUCAGCCACCCCCCUAUUGGAACAGUCGGACUGACUGAAGAUGAAGCCAUUUAUAAAUAUGGAAAAGACAAUGUGAAAAUUUACUCCACUGCUUUUACCCCGAUGUACCAUGCUGUGACCACAAGGAAGACAAAAUGUGUGAUGAAGAUGGUAUGCGCCAACAAAGAGGAAAAGGUGGUUGGGAUCCACAUGCAGGGGCUCGGGUGUGAUGAAAUGCUGCAGGGUUUUGCUGUGGCUGUCAAAAUGGGGGCCACAAAGGCUGACUUUGACAACACUGUUGCCAUUCACCCUACCUCUUCAGAAGAGCUGGUCACACUCCGUUGAAACUCAGAGACUUGGCUGCAGUUGGACCAGUAGACCCUCUGAGAGAUGAGCCAGUCACCUUUACUUCCUGCUCCAGUUUCAUAUUUCUUCAUUUUAAUCAGGAUCUUCUGAUUGUGUAAAUUUUUAGUAAAAACAGUACUAUUUAUGUAAUCAGAAAUUGGAUGUUAAUACAGGGCUGCUUUUCAUUUGAUCAUUUUUCAUAAUCAUUAAUGUCUUAAAUUUUUUAUUAAUAGCUCUGUGUUAGUUGGUUAUUCCUUGUUUGAGCCUCAUUCCAAGUAUAAAACUAUGGAAAGUACAAUGAAGUAAUGUACUUGAAUGAA
Messenger RNA from Jaculus jaculus (lesser Egyptian jerboa), 1835 nucleotides. It is a transcript of the gene Gsr, whose product is annotated as glutathione-disulfide reductase. Gene Ontology annotation, biological process: cellular response to oxidative stress; cell redox homeostasis; glutathione metabolic process. The record is from RefSeq and is a predicted model, not a curated record. The transcript is spliced from 13 exons. Gene Ontology annotation, molecular function: glutathione-disulfide reductase (NADPH) activity; flavin adenine dinucleotide binding; NADP binding. Lineage: Eukaryota; Metazoa; Chordata; Mammalia; Rodentia; Dipodidae. Bases 1 to 1515 code for a protein of 504 amino acids. Gene Ontology annotation, cellular component: mitochondrion; cytosol.